Amphiprion ocellaris (clown anemonefish) is the source of this 6594-nucleotide messenger RNA. Its product is annotated as la-related protein 4B-like. The coding region runs from base 150 to 5516 and encodes 1788 amino acids. NCBI's taxonomy places the organism in Eukaryota, Metazoa, Chordata, Actinopteri, Pomacentridae. Gene Ontology annotation, biological process: positive regulation of translation. Gene Ontology annotation, molecular function: mRNA 3'-UTR binding. The transcript is spliced from 16 exons. The record is from RefSeq and is a predicted model, not a curated record. Gene Ontology annotation, cellular component: cytoplasmic stress granule; cytosol.
CAGCAGCAGCACUCGUCCUGAACACUCACCCGCCAGCUCGUGUCACAUGACGUCACACCAGAAUCCACUGUAUCCGGCUGAUCUACAGGUGCAGUUAACGCUGGGAGACCUCGGUCCUGGAUACUUCUACUUUUACCAGGCUGGAGAAGAUGGGGUGCUGCUUUAGUAAGGAGCUCAACCCCGGCCUGCAGUCUGAGAGGAGCAGUCUGUUACAGCCCCCACAGCACGAUGGGCUGAAUGAAGCAACAGAGCAGGUCAGGCAACACGCUGCUGCUGUAGCUCAACAUGUGUGCCUGGAGGAAGAAGAGAAACGUGCGUCAGACAGACCGGCCCGGGGGAACCCUCUGGACGGAGAGGAAACCCACCCAGAACUGGACAACAAAGUUUGUACGGAGGCGGUCGUGGUCAGCAGGGACGACACCCAGCAGACAGAGAGGGAUCUUCAACCAGCGAACACUCAGGAGGAGACGGCGGCUAUUAUUAACACAACCAGCAAAAAAACACACACAAACACGGACACAGUGGCAGGCGUGACACGCUCCGCCAUUCCCAGCCCCAAGUCGGCUCCCUAUAUGGAAGUGUCCACACACCGUCCAGUCAAACAGAAGAUUCUGGACAAUGCCACGCUCAGGGCUUUAUGGUUCAGUCAGGCUCCAGAGGGGCAGGAGCUGCACAAACCGGCCCUCUCUUUGUCAGCUCCGUCCAGGUUAACCUCUCCUCCCUGGCCAGGCAGCAUCACAGAGACUGAGGUGUCACAUGACCGGCCUCCGUUGGUCAGCGAGUGUCAGGGGACACGGCAGGAUUCCCCCAGAGCAGAGCACAAGGAGGAGGAUGGCGAGGACGUCUGCGUCGUCGCGACAACACUGUGUCAAGUUUUGGAAACGAGGACCCGCAGCUUCUACAGCAUUUGUCCGAUUGACGCAGACGACCUUGAACAUGACCAGUCCCAAACAGCUGGAGCAACACAGUCAGUGCUCACAGCUGAAGCAGAAACAGCUGCUCCGCCCUGCAGAGUGGAGUCUCCGCUCUGCAGCCAAUCACACUCAGCGGCAUCUACAGCCUGCCACCACACACAUGUCACAGAACCUAAAGUGACCAAGCAGUCACAUGGAGAGGAAGCAGCUUCUUUGCAAUCACUUGCUGCUCAACACUCUUCCAUCAUCUUGUUACAGACACAUACUGAUAAUUCGCUGUCAGCAGAGCAAACCGUCUCAACACAACCUCAGCUGGUGGAUCCUCUGUCUGACACGCUGCCUCUCACCAGCGAUCACAUACACAGCGAGGACCCUCAGGCAUCUGCACCCAACAGCCCUCAGCUUCAAGCUCUGAAUUGGCAGACAGCUGUGAAGGGCACGGAUGAAUUCACAUAUGAUGCUUCCAGCUCAGUGAUGGCACACACAGUUGGAAAUACGUGUGAGGAGGAGGAGGAGGAGGAGAGUGAGUGUGCAGAGGGUGAGGCAGUGAAGGAGCCAGAGGACAUAACAGUUACAGAGGACAGUGUGAGUGUGGAUAGUGGAUGUAAGACAAGUGUGAGUUCAGAGGAGGAGAUUGUGAACUUGAAGGACCCCAGAGCAGUGGAGGGAGACUUUAAUACCACAGAAGAAAUAGUGAUCAACUUCCAGGAGAAAGGAGCAGAUCAAACUGUGAAUUCUGACUUCAGGCCUCUGGACGUCCAUCUGCCUCAAUCUGAACUCAGUGCAAAGCAGGACGUCCACAAUUCACAUUCAGACACUAGAACUCCUGAACUGAAUUCUUCCUGUCAGAACCCCGUAUCUUUAGAGUUCCAGAAAGAACAGGGGGAUGCUCUCUGUCUGCCUGGAGGACGGACUCAGCUGGAAGAACCCUCCCAGCAGAGCGAGCCCAUCCCUGUGAGAAUCCACGCUUCAGACGGUGAUGUUGGUCACAGCGGCACAGCAGACACAACUCUCACUGAGGUGUCGUCGUUUUCCACCAUCUCCACGGCGUCAUCACUGCCCACUGAGCUGAUCGCCUUCUGCUGCCACACUAAUGUGACACAUCUGUCAGAUUUAACUAAAAUCCAGCAGAGUGGAUCCAUCAAAACUGAUGUUAAUUCAAACCAUCCAACAUUUGAGUUGAGCAGCAUUAAGUCUUCUAGUAAAGGUACUCAUCUGCCAUUCAGUCAGUCUCAGAAAAGCAGUGCUGGGUUUGGUCACUGUGACAAACUGCUUGAUAGCUUUGUGAAAACUGAAUGUGAGGCGUUGUCUGGCUCAGAUGAGCCUGUCCAGGAUGUCCUGAUGAGUGGAGACGACAGACAGACUGAAAAAAAUCCAAAACCAAAUAUUGCUCAGGAAAGUAAGCAUGAUGAGGGAGGUGAUAAUCCAGCUGGUUUACCUGAAACAAGCCAAAACACCUCCCAACCGGAGAUGAGUGAUGAAAAAUGUGACGAGUUGUUGGAACACCGUGAUGACUGUGUGGUUGUAAAUUCCAGCAUCACUCCUCAGGGCCCUGAGAAACCUGAGAGCAGCAUUGAGGAUUCAAGUCACGGUCCUCUCACUCAGCCUCCUCCUGCUGAAAGUGAGCUUUCUGUUACUGCUCCCACCACUCCUCCUCCCUCCUCCUCAGCUGCCUCUCAGAGCACAUCUGAGGCUGAAACUGCUGCUGCUGCUGAGAGUGAAUGCGGCCAAAUCCUACUGAAGACAAAUCCACCACAGAAAGUGUUAGUUAAGGAAUGUGAGGAAGUAGAAGAAACAACAGUUGAACAGCAGACUUACACUGAUGAGCUUAUCUUGAUGCCAGUCAAGCACAAAUCUGCAGAUACAGUCGAGCAGCUCCCACACUGUCCUCAUCUAACCUCUGAAAGCCCAGAAAUAUUUUCCUCUGACUGUACAAACCCUCUCGUUGAUGCUGACAGUUUAGCUCAAUCUGAUCACCUGGUUGAGAUGGAGAUGAACACAUCACCAGUACAGUACUCCUCCCAAAAGACUGAUAUUCAUUCAGAAACAACAAAUACUUUAGUUACUGAGACGCCGCCCCAAAGCAUCGAGGUGGUUGAUACCAGCAUCUCUGACGACCCGAGCUGUCAGGAUGAUAGAACCUCGGCCUUAAACAGCCAGAUGGACCACACUUUGAUCGCAGCGGGUUCAGGUCAGAUCGAUCUUUAUUCCUCUGAGUGUAAGAAACCUCAAGUUGAUGCUGACGUACAGCAUGAAACUGGUGACAGUUUACCUCAACCUGAAGAUCCAUCAAGCACAAAUCAAAUGGAAGACAAAGAUGAUCUUCAGAUGAAAGCAUCACCAGUAGAGAAGCCUGCAUUAGACAGUGAUGUUUGUACAGAAACUCAUAAUAAUUUACUUCCUGAGAGCCCAUCCCAAAGCACUGAGCUCCAUUCUGCCCCCAGCAAUUGUGACUCACACGGGAUUCUUGAUGACUUAAGUUGUCAGGAUGACAGAACCUCAGCUUCAGACUGCCAAGAGGAUCACACUUUGAUGGCAGUGGACCCAGGUCAGAUCGACAUUUAUGCCUCCACUCCAUCGUACGAGAUUCACCUCCUGGGUCGUGAACCAUCAUCAUGUGCUGCUGCUGAGGAGGGAGAGAAGGAAGGAGGGAUGAGGGAGAUGGUGUCUGAGCUGCUGGGAGAUGACGGAGACUCCUCGGUCUGCCGUCUUUAUCCUCACCCCUGGAUCAAGCUGGGCCUGGAGCAGAGCUGUGAGGGUUGGGCUCAGGGAGCGUCUGAAGCCGAACCCAGCCAGAGGGACGGCCAGAAGGAUAUCGACGCAGAGGUGAUCCCAGCCUCGGUGUCAGAGCUGCAGCCCUCCAUGGCUCUGCUGGGAGCUUACCCCUACAGCACUGUGAUGCCUCAGGGAUCCUGUGUGUGGGACUGGCACACAGAUUGCACUCAGUGUGCACCUGUUCCUGCUCCUGUCCUUAACCCUGAUGCUGAGAUAUGGACCAAUCACAGCUUUAACCUGAACGUCUCUGAAGCUGCCUACCCACAGCAGCCGUGGCUGCAGGUCCCCAACAAUCUGACCGGUCAGGAAGGAUAUGUGCCAGAGUUUCAGCUGCACAACAUGGGACUGGUUGAGGCUGAUCCAUCACUGGAGUAUCAGGCAGUGACCACUGAAGCCUCUGCAGUUAAUGGAGAGGUUGGUGACCCACCUGUCACAGAUGAGAUCAGACAAGAGCUGAGCACAGUGUUGGAGUCCUGCCUGACCAGGGAACACCUUUGCAGUGAUUUGUACCUCAAGUCUCAGAUGGACAGUGAUCAGUAUGUUUCCAUCGCAACCCUGGCCAGUCUGGACAAGAUCAAGAAUCUCACCACAGACCUUGACCUCAUCUCUGAUAUUCUGAAAUCCAUGCCACAGAUCCAGGUGGCUCCAUGUGGACAGAAAGUUCGGCCCAGACAGAGCCGCUGUGUUGUCAUCCUGCGUGAGAUUCCUGACACCACACCUCAAGAGGAGGUGGAAGCUCUCUUUGAAGGAGAGAAUCUUCCCAAGUUCCUGAGCUGUGAGUUUGUGAAUAAUGACAACUGGUUCGUUACCUUCAAAUCAGAGGCAGACGCACAACAGGCAUACACAUACCUUAGGGAAGAGGUUCAGGUGUUUAAGGGGAAACCCAUCAUGGUGAGGAUAAAGGCCAAAGCAAUGGCAGCCACUUCUUACGCACCAAACAACGGCUACAGACCCGCCCAGCUGGACCAGUGCACCAAUCACUACUCCUACUUCCCCCCGACCACCUACCAGCAGUCCUGCCCCGCCCACAUGCCGACACAACUGCUGUACGACUUGACCAAUGAGAUGUGGACCUCAGCUGCUGCAGAAUACCAAAAAUGUGAUGAGCAGCCUCUACUGCUGAUGGAUGACUUCAUGAACGGGUUUGCUACAGCUACCAACUUCAAACCAAACAACUCACACAGGCUCAGGAGAGGAUCGAGGUGGUCAAACUCUGACCGCUGGCAGUCUCAACAGAAUGACUCCUCACAGUCUUCAGAGCAGCCAUCGGUGGAUCACUCUUCCUCUCUGAAGACGGGUCGAGGCCGUUCGCGAGGCAACUCACGCCGUUGGGGCAGAGGAGGAAGGACGGAGGCGAACAAGCAAGUCAUGUCACCAAUUUCUGAACCAGGAAGGAGAGGAAACUUCAGCCAGAGGAGGAGAGAGAACCAGAGAUCCUGGGAGAAAUCCACUCACAGCAGUCAGAGUCAAACGCCUCCUCGUCAGCCGUCUCCUCCUCUCGAACUCGGCCUGACGAGUUUCCCUCCUCUUUCUACGGCGAGCAGCGUCACAACAACCAGACCUGCUGCCAACAGCAACACCGAGGGUCCAGUGAGAAGCAGCAGCUCCAACACAUCGCUGCCAGCAGAGCCUGAUUCAGCCCCUCAGCAGAAAGUGAAGGAGAGUGUAGAGGUGACCAGUGAAGUCAAACCAGUUCAACUCCCACAGGAACCAGUCACAGAGUCCAAGAAACCAAGUUACGCUGAGAUCUGCCAGAGAGCUUCAUCCAACGAGCCGCCGCCUCCCGCUGGCCAGACGUCCUCCGAGGAAGAACACAUCGUCAGAUAAGACGGACAAAGAGACGCUUGUGAACUUUUUUCCUUUUUUUUUUUGAUCUUAUGAGUGUCUAAAAAUGUAGAGUUGUAAUGUCCUGAUUGUAUAAUUAGGCUGCGUAUUGACUGUGAAGAGUAGUCUGUGAGCACCGUGCUGAGAGAUUGUGAGGAUUUAUACCACGAAGCACAAAACACAGACUUUAAAUCAACUGAAUUUAGCUCGGAUGUGACAUGAACUCUGGUCUGACUUUUCGAAGGUUUGGGUCCGGGUCUGUCAAAGGCAACUUUUCAGGUUUUUAUGCAGGAAGCUUGAAUGAAGUGUAAAUGUUGAUCUGCUCCUUUACUUUAGUUUUAUUUCUUGGUUGGUAGUUGAAGUCAGUUUAUCGAGAGCCAGGUUCCAUUUUGAUUUAUUCUUGUUUUGCUGAUUUCACCCUCACUUCUUCUCUUUCCUCACUGUUGUGAUUCUGAACUCCUUUUGGUGAUUUUUUUCUUUCCCCCCAUACAUCUGUGUUAUUCUUUAGCCUACCUGUGGACACACAAGAUGUUUUUUUCUUUAAAUAUUAGUGCUCGUCACGCACGUUGUUUCCAUUUUCAGAUGUUAAGGCCUGUAAUGAACCGAGGUCCAGUGUCUAGUAGUGAGUUUCUUACUAGUUGAGGGAUCAAACUGAAUUUGAAAAGCACUGAAUAUCAAUCCUUUAUCUCUGCAUGAUUUUUUAACAUUUAAUUUUAGGAUUUCAUUUCUGUCAUAUUUUUAUUUACGUUAAACAGGAGUGUUUUUGUGCGCUACAGCUUCAGUUUCAUGUCUAAUUGAUGCACCUUUGUGUUGCAGUGUUUUUAUUUCACUUCAGGCCUUCAGCUGAGUGACGUAGUUACUGAGAGUCCGUAGACAAGCACUGUUUCAACACAAAGAACUUGAACUGUAUUUGAGAACUUGAACUUGACUGUAGUGAAGCCAAUGUUGUUUUGUUUGGAAUAUGAAGUUUUAAAUGUAAAGCAGUUGUUGUGAAGAAAGAGCAGGCAUGUUUGUGGCACGUUUCUUUGUACAGUUGUACAUAAUAUUGAACAAAUAUUAAAAAAGUGCCUUUGAUGUUAAA